Messenger RNA from Plasmodium fragile, 3687 nucleotides. RefSeq lists its product as uncharacterized. The record is from RefSeq and is a predicted model, not a curated record. The transcript has a single exon. Gene Ontology annotation, biological process: protein polyubiquitination. The coding region runs from base 1 to 3687 and encodes 1228 amino acids. Gene Ontology annotation, cellular component: ubiquitin ligase complex; cytoplasm; nucleus. NCBI's taxonomy places the organism in Eukaryota, Apicomplexa, Aconoidasida, Haemosporida, Plasmodiidae. Gene Ontology annotation, molecular function: ubiquitin-ubiquitin ligase activity.
AUGCUAGACAAGGGAAAAGAGGAUGCAAUUUUGCAGAGUGCCCUCCAAAUAUGCUUGAGGAAGGAGGAGGCGAGUAACGCCAAGGUGUAUCUAGAGUCGUAUGAAAAGGAAUUGAGCCAAACGAGUAAGGAGAAGAAGCCCCCAUAUCUACAGAUUGAUAAUUUAUAUUUUAUCCUCCUGCACAAAAUAGCCUACCUGCAUAAGAACAAGAAGAACUGCCUGACUUACUUGUGUUCCUGUUCGGCGAGGCUGUCUGAUAAAACACUCUUCAAACAUGUGCAGCUGGAGAGUAAGCAGUUGGAAGAUGUAACGAAUGAGAUCAACGACCAAAUUAUAAAUAGUGUAAUUAUUUAUUUGGAGAAUUUAGAUAUGUACCCAGAGGUGAGCAUCCCAGCGAAGGAAAGGGUUAAGACGUUUUAUGAAUUCCUGAAGGAUUCAUGUACCUCUCGUUUUUUAAAAAAAGCUUUAUUGGUGAUUGAAGAAAAUGAUAAGAAUGAAGAGAGACAGGAGGAUAAACAAAUGAAUAAAUUUUUUACUCCCAUUGUGGAUCUGCUUUUUGAAAAUUUGAAUGGAAGAAAUUUGGUGUAUCCAAAAAAUGACGUGGCCGUGUUGUUAAAAUUUCUCUCCAGCUUUAAGCAAAUUGCUGAACUCAUCAUUUAUAAUAAAUCGAUCUUUUUGCAUCUCAACUUGAGAGACAAAAUAAGGGACUGUGCUUUGUCCGGCGUGGACACUGCUGCAGGCGAAAGCGGCAUUUCUGCCACCCAUGGAGGAUUCAACGCAGAGAAACCGUGUAGUAAGGAUAAGGAAAUAAAUUCGUGCGGGUAUAACCUGCAGUUGAACAGUCUCCUGGGGAGAUUAAUAUCCCCCACAGUUAUAACCAUGCCAAAUAUUACUAACAAAGAGGAGAUUGCUAUGUACAAAUAUUUUUAUAAUAGUGCAACGAACUCCCUGAACAAAAUGACGUUGGGGGCUUUGAAGAAUACAUACGUCAUGUUGAGGAGGGACACGGAUUGGAUAUUGGAGAACUGCGUGGAGAUUAUAAAAAAUUUACUUAAAGCAGGUGCGGAGAGUAAGAAGCGAGUCUUGUUGUGGUUGUCUUGCAUUAUCAUUUCGAACGAGAAGAAGACGAAAAUUAUGUACCACUACUCCACAUAUCCACAAUCAUUAGACGCAUCUUAUGGGUUGUUUUUAAAAUUGUUAGGAGAGAAUUCCUACGGUUUUUGCCUGAACAUGUUUUGGGUUCUACUAUGUCUUUGUGAACCCAUUACAAUGAACAAGAUCAGCGACUUCGACUUAUUUUUCUUCCUGAGGGAUGAUCCUUUCUCAAAAUUUUUAUUAAAAAAUAUAACAAACCAAUCUUCCUUCGAAGAAAAAUCAAAUGUCGAAAAAAUAAAAGAGAAAGUAAAAAAUGCAGAGUGCUUCAAGAAGGAACCUAAAUUUAUAACCACCAUUUUUUGGAUCACGUUUAAAUCCCUUAGUGUCUUUUUCAAACCAGCCAUUGAUGAGUUUAUCAGGAUAGUACAGAAGGUUCCAAAUGCAGAGGACAAAAAUUUUUACUAUAUGAAUAUACAUACAUGGAAAAUUUUUUUGUACAGCUCUCGUUUUAUUCAACUGUUAUUUAAAUUUUUACACUUGAGCAUUGCCUACUUUUUGCAUGUGGCAUAUUUGUACGACAUGGAAGGGAAUGCUUGCACAGAUAUGAUAAACAGUUUGAGUGAGCACAAUGGAAACUUCACCCACUUGGUGUUGAAGUCUUGUCCUCCUCCCAAUGAAAAGAAUUAUUUCAGGAGGGGUAAAACUUUUGGUAGCCUCUCUCUUUCUGCGAAUGUGCGUGACGGUCAGGUUGAUCAAACUGAGGAAGGUGCAGAAAAGCGAGAUGAAGAAGAGCGAAGCUCGGAAAUUCCCCAAGAAGAGGUGGGGGGUUUGGAUGGAGCGCAGGGUCAAAGGGGGAGUGACAACUUAGAGAGGAGUCCUCAUGAUAGCGAUCAUUUAUUUGCAUCCCCCCAAUUUUCAAUAAUCCCGACUUUUUUCCUAAACGAUAUAUUUGACAUAAUUUAUUUACUGUACGAAUUGGACACUUUUAAAAGUCCAGGGAAUGAAAAUUUCAUGAGUUACCUAAAUGUGGAUCUGUUUCUAGCCUUUUGCAUUUUCACCAUGUUGAGUGAGAACCACAUAAAGAGCAUUCACCUGAGGUGCGAAGCGGCUCCGAAGACAUUCACCUACCUAUACAGAAGUGAUAACAUGAAAAAGAUUAUAGAAGAAUCUGAUUUGACUCGAAAGUAUAUGAUAAAAUCUUUGACUUACGUUUUUAUUGCAUCGCAGAAGGGGGAGUACACAGAGAGGAUGCAAACUAGGGUUCGCAUUGUGGAAAAUUUUAAUAGCUUAUUUUUGAACGAGAUUUACGUGGAUCAGUUUACACAGCUAGUUAUUAAGAACAACAAUUUGUUCGUCCACUUGAUUCACCUACUUUUGAAUGAUGUAAACUUUUUGGUCGAGGAGGUCGUUUCCUACUUGUCCGAGAUUAAACGUAGGGAGGAUAAGAACAGGGAUGACCAGGAGCGUGGGGAGAAUGUGGCUGGUGGUGUGACAAACGGUUCUAGUAGCGUUAGUGGAGGUGUGGGGAGCUCUAAUACAUACGCCAACGCGACACGCAAUAGUAGAGUGCCCACUGCCAGUGCGAACAGUGCCAUGAUGAACCCAUAUGGAGGAAGCGAUUUAGCGGACAAUGCACCGAACAUGAACGAGUCGUAUAACAGUGACAAUAGUGAUAAUGAUGAGGGUGGGGGAGGCAAUGUCGGAACGGACAUAAGGAAUGAAAGUAUGAGGAAUUUAGCAGCGAGGACCAAAAUGAUCAUUACCUACUGUUACAAGUCUUGUAUUUUUUUGAAUCUGCUUUGUAAGAAUUACCCAAACAGUAUAGUCACGUCAAAUACUAUUCUCUCCCAAAUAGUGACCUGUUUGAAUUGUUACUUCGAUUAUUUAGUGGGUCCAAAAUGCUUAAACAUAAAGGUGAAGAACAUGGAGCAGUAUAAUUUUAGGCCUCAGUUAUGGCUAACGAGUAUUGUGGAGUCGUACCUCUUUUUACUGAACUCGGAUAAGGAAAAUGAGGAGCUACUUACAAGGGAAAUUGCCAAUGAAGGGAGGUACUACAAGCCAGAAGUAUUCAACAAGGCCUACUACAUAUGCAAGAGGGAAGGCUUGUUGCGAAAGGAGGACUUGAAUAAAUUUAAAAUUUUUUGUCAACAAAUAAUUGAUAUGAAAGAUGAAGUAGAACUCUUCGACGAUGUGGAUGAUAUGCCUGAUAAAUAUUUGGACCCCAUUUUACAAGACAUUAUGUUAGAUCCUGUUCUGCUACCCACAUCUGGCAUUGUCAUAGAUCGAAAGAAUAUUGAGAGACACCUGAUGAGUGAACCCAAUGAUCCAUUUAACCGAGCGCCCCUCACCAAGGAACAGCUGGUACCCAUGCCAGAACUGAAAGAGGAAAUUCACAAAUUUAUUAACGAAUUGAAGCAGGAGAAGAAGAGGAAGAAGAAAAUGAAACUUUUGGAGUUGGAUGGUCAGAAUGAGUCUGUGGACAAAGAGGGGGGGUUGGGAAAUGAGGAAGACGCACAGGAACCGAAGGGAGAAAUCGACCAGCAGGGCGAAUCACUACGCGCGGGGGAUACAAAGGACAACGAGCAGGAAUGA